Messenger RNA from Ananas comosus (pineapple), 1817 nucleotides. RefSeq lists its product as uncharacterized. NCBI's taxonomy places the organism in Eukaryota, Viridiplantae, Streptophyta, Magnoliopsida, Poales, Bromeliaceae. The transcript is spliced from 2 exons. The coding region runs from base 289 to 1287 and encodes 332 amino acids. The record is from RefSeq and is a predicted model, not a curated record.
GCAUAUCGCGUUUCUUCCCCUCCCCCCCUUUUCGUCGAAAAAUUAGGGCUUCUUCCUCCUCCUCCUCUUUCUCUCUCUCUCCUCAGCCGACUCCGAGGACUCUCUCUCUUCCCCCCACGCGCUCGCUAUUUGCUUCGAUCGAUCGAAUCCACUUCUCGCAGAUCUUUGGAAAACCCCGAUCGACCUUGAAGCUCUAGUUCCUAUUCGAAUUUCUUCCUCUGUGCUGUAUAAAAAGUGUUGCUUUGUCAAGAAAUUUGUUCAUUAGUUCUUGGUCUAUCAAGUAGUAAUAUGCCUAAGGACAGGGGAACUCGUUCUGCAUCCUUUGAACGGCAUUCUCGUGCUUCUCCCUACCCUUGUAGUUCAUCUACCAGAAGAAGUGAUUCUUCACAUUCACAGGAGCCACCCGAACAUGCUCUUAUAUCCACUGACACUAAAGAAUGGGAGGACGUCCGCUGCCCUGUUUGUAUGGAGCACCCUCAUAACGCGGUACUACUUCUCUGCUCUUCCCAUGACAAAGGCUGCCGACCAUUCAUGUGCGACACGAGCUACCGGCAUUCCAAUUGCCUCGAUCAGUACAAGAAGGCCUUCUCAGGAUCCAAAACCUCUGAAGGGAAUGCCGAGGACUCGCUUCAAAACAAACUCUCGUGCCCUUUAUGCCGGGGGCUUGUCAACAGUUGGAUGGUGUUGGAACCCGCUCGGCGGUAUAUGAAUACCAAGAACCGUAGCUGCUCUAUGGAGUCUUGUGCCUUCUCGGGGACGUAUGCAGAAUUAAGAAAGCACGCAAGGAAGGACCAUCCGUCUGGGCGGCCUUCGGAGGUAGACCCUGAGCGGCAGCGGGACUGGCGGAGGAUAGAGCAGCAACGGGAUCUCGGGGAUCUGUUCAGCAUGUUCCGGUCGGAUACCAGCGCGGAUGAAGAGUUGUUUGGCGCAAACAGCGAGCGAGAGGAUUUCGGAGGCCGGGUUUUCGCAUUUCCCUCCUUCACCUUGUUUUUAGUUGUACAGGUUAGCCAGCAAGGAGGUACAGACAACAUGCAGCCGACUUUAAGAUACAGGAGAAGCUCCCCAAGGAAUUUGAGGACUGUGAAUCGCCGAGGAAGGCGAGUGUUUCUCUGGGGGGAGGCCUUCAAUGAGGCGGACACGAAUGGAGGAGUGAGCAGUAAUGUUUCUAAUGCCGUCGAAGAUAAUGCAGACAAUGAUGGAGUAGCUGAAGAGGGCCAGCAUAGACGGAGGCGGCAGCGGAGGAUGCCCCAUGAUGAAGCCGAUGAUGAGGACGAGACACUGUUGUGAGAAAGGCAUUUUCCUCGAUCGGUUGCCAGUAUCAGUUCUCCUUCGGAGGGCCGAGCUGGUUGGGGACAAUGAGUCACUUCUUAUCCAGGGACACGGUGAGCUGCAGUUUUCGCAGCCAUCGUCUUCAUGCUUUUUACAUAGCGAUGAAUUAUUUAUUUCCUUGUUUUUGUUAUGUGCUUCUACACAGGGCGGUUGCCGCCUCAUCAUUGUGUGAACACGAGAUUGUGGAUGUGGUGCUGGGCAGGAGAGGGUGGCCGAGGGAGAGGGAAAGGGAAAGUUGGGGAAAAAAAAUUGUAAUAAAAAGGAAAAAAAAACAGUUCAAUUUAGAAUUCAGAUUGAAUUUCACUUUUGUCAUAUAGUUUGGCCGGUUUGUGUGCAGUGAAUGCUUAUUGGCCGCCCAGCUUGGAAAAGCGUUUCCUGCUUUUGCUGGGCCAACGAGGCUCUUGUUAUUUGAUUUUUUUUUUUUCAUCUAUUUUAACAUUUUUUUUUCUUUUUAUUUUUCACUUGAGAAUUGAAUUCAGCUUCUCAAA